CAUCUCUUCAAGGUUGGAAACUUUGACUCUGUUCAAACACAAAAGCUUCCACCACCUUUGAUUUUCAUGGCGAUCAUAAAAGAAGAAGAAGAAGAAACAGAGCCACAACCACAAUCAUCGAAGAAGAAGAUCCCACCACCCAAACCCCGCAAACCCAAAUCACAACCCCAAUCUCAAUCUUCCCCAUUCUCUUUCUUCUUCUACUUUACUCUUUCUCUCUCCCUCAUCAUCCUCUACUUCCUCUUCUUCUCUUCUUCUCUCUCCUCCCAAGACACCAAAUCAUGGUUCCUCAGCUUACCCACCUCCGUCUGCCACCACUACAACAAUGGCCGCACCGUCAAGGUCCAACCACUUCCCAAUCACUCCCCCAUUGAACUGUUCACCAUCCAAGAACCUUCACCUUCACCUUCACCUUCCCCUUCCACCGUUUCCGAGAACAUCCUCAUCGUUCACGGUUUCGGACUCAGCUCAUAUUCUUACCGCCAUGUUUUACACUCUCUUGCCUCAAAGGGAGUUCGCGCGCUUGCAAUUGAUCUACCGGGAAAUGGUUUCUCGGAUAAGUCAAUGGAAGUUACCGUUGAAGGGAUCAAUGGGGUUCUAGGGAGGUUUUGGUAUGUGUACAGUGAAAUCAAGGAAAAGGGAGUGUUUUGGGCGUUUGAUCAGAUGGUAGAAACUGGUCAGAUUCCAUAUGAAGAGAUUCUAGCUCGCAUGUCAAAGAGGAAAGUGUCUAAGCCUAUUGAUUUAGGGCCUCAAGAGAUGGGUAAGGUUUUGGGGCAAGUCAUUGAUUCUUUGGGUCUUGCUCCUGUUCACUUGCUUCUGCAUGAUUCAGCUUUGGGAUUCACUGCUCCUUGGAUCUCUCAGAAUUCUCACUUGGUAAGGAGUGUGACCCUUGUUGAUCCUGUAUCCUCAACUUCAGGAGCUCUCCCUAUUUGUGUUCUGGAAUACCCUGUGGUUAGAGAAGUGGUUUUGGGGUUCUCCUUGGCCUUUGCAAAGAUAGUGAACAUGUGCUGUUCCAAGAGGAUUAGAGUUGCGGAUGCGGAUGCACAGAGGUUGCUGUUGAAGGGCAGGGAUGGAGAAAAGGCAGUUGUCGCUAUUGGGAAGAAGCUAAAUUAUAGCUUUGAUAUUGCAGAAUGGGGUGGUUCAGAGAACCUGAAAACUGUGCCAAUGCAAGUGCUGUGGUCUUCUGGUUGGUCUAAGGAAUGGAGUGAUGAGGGUAAUCGAGUCGCUCGUGCUCUUCCACAGGCAAAUUUUGUCACACAUUCUGGAGGACGGUGGCCUCAGGAGGAUGCGCCGGAUGAGAUAGCUGAAAAGAUUUCUGAGUUUAUCUUGUCACUACCAAAAUCUGUGAGGAAAGUUGAGGAAGAACCCAUCCCAGAACACAUACAAAAGAUGUUUGACGAAGCAAAAAGUGGUGAUCAUGAUCAUAUACACCAUCACCAUCAUCACCACGAUCAUGAUCACCAUAUCGAUGCUCACGUCCAUGGAGCCGAAUAUAUGGACGCAUAUGGGCUUGGUGAGGGACAUCAUCAUGGUUUGUGAAAAGCUUGAUGUCUGAAUUGUGCUGCAAAUAUUAACACUAGCGGAUGAAACUCUACACAUUUACAUGGUGUAUGUUAUUCUUUUUAACUGUUUACCGUUUCGAAAUCUCUGAAAGGGUGAGAAGAUUUUGGAAUGAUUAUACAUGAUGAGAAAGAUGAUCUUCUAACUAAAAUACUAGCUGCUUCAUGUAGUAGAUGUUUCUCAUACGCUGUUUUAUAUUUUGGAGCCACCUUUUGUGUUGGGUUUUUGAGACAUGUUUUGGAGGAUAUUUGGUGAGAUAACACAUUAUGGUUAAUGCAAUUGAGAUAUUUUAGUAA
This is a messenger RNA of Arachis stenosperma, 1856 nucleotides long. RefSeq names its product protein AUXIN RESPONSE 4. Lineage: Eukaryota; Viridiplantae; Streptophyta; Magnoliopsida; Fabales; Fabaceae. Gene Ontology annotation, molecular function: catalytic activity. The record is from RefSeq and is a predicted model, not a curated record. The coding region runs from base 67 to 1539 and encodes 490 amino acids. The transcript is spliced from 3 exons.